Acanthamoeba castellanii str. Neff is the source of this 384-nucleotide messenger RNA. RefSeq lists its product as uncharacterized. The transcript has a single exon. Gene Ontology annotation, biological process: N-acetylglucosamine metabolic process. NCBI's taxonomy places the organism in Eukaryota, Discosea, Longamoebia, Acanthamoebidae. The coding region runs from base 1 to 384 and encodes 127 amino acids. The record is from RefSeq and is a predicted model, not a curated record. Gene Ontology annotation, cellular component: cytoplasm.
AUGAAGGAGAUGAGAGAAGAGUUCGCGAGUGUGGGAGACUACGUGCUGCACCACAAGUUCAAGUAUCCCUUUGACAUUCAGGCCAACCUGCACCAAGGGAAAAAAUUCGUCAUCCCUCCCCCUGCCGAUGUUGAGAACGAUCGAUACGUGUGGGUGCUGAACGAUUUCCCCUACGCGCUCGGCGAUGAAAUCGAUCAUUACCUGCUAUGGUCCCUGCGGCCGUUCCCAGAGCCGAAGAUUGAAUCGAUAAUUCGGGAUCAUGUCGACUCGCGGGCCAUCGACUGCGUCUACUUCACCAACCCUCCCGUGCUGAGGAGCGUGCCCAACGUGAGCCAUGUCCACAUCAUGACCCACCCCCUAUCACCACCUCAUCUCGAGAUCUGA